Molecule: messenger RNA, 787 nt
Organism: Aspergillus welwitschiae
Lineage: Eukaryota; Fungi; Ascomycota; Eurotiomycetes; Eurotiales; Aspergillaceae
Exons: 1
Coding region: 283-537 (84 amino acids)
Source: RefSeq, a predicted model, not a curated record
AUGCUGUUUCACGACAGUACAACUACCUGGUUACUAACUAAAUAGUGUAGUGAUGCGCCACAGUCGAGCUCUCAUCCCUACAUCACCAAGUAUCUAUAUGCACGACCGCACAGGACCUUGUAUCCCACGCCUCGACCAGGCGAAUCUGCAGCAAAACCGGGAAGAAGCUUGAAGAGUAGAACAUCUUUCCUCCACGAAACCGGAUUAUUGACUCGACGCGUGGGAGGACGCCGGUGGUGGCUAUGGUUGUAGUUGUAUUGUGGUUGUAGAGAUCGACCAAUCAUGGUGGCCGGCGAUCGAGAUCGGGAGAAUAACAGCCUAUCUCUUCGAGAGUAUAGUACUUUGUAUUACUUCAAAAGUACUUACUUACUAAUAAGUCGGAUAGAUCGAAAAGGCGUUGUUGGUAUUCCGGCUCUCGGCUGUUACCGUGGUUGGAAGGACGGGAAAGUGUAUGUUUCCUUCCGUUUUGGGAGUUUAGUAUCAGUAUUUCAGUUCAUUGGCCUUUUUUUUCUUGUUCGGUGGUAUUGGCUUGUAUGAAAAAGAGAUGCUAUAGAUAGACACAAAUAAGAGAGUGUGGGCAUUCUUUUCGUUGGGGAGCUGUUUUCUUAUUAAGUAUUGGAAGAGAGGAAUCGCUGGGUUGAAGAACGGGGAGAGGCAAUGUCUUCGUGGUCUGAAGUCGAGUGUUGUUUAUUCAUUGGUUAUUUACUAUUUGUAACUAAGAUUGUCUUUGCAUUCUUUGCAUUAUGUCACACAGGUCAGCUCGUAGAGUAGAUUGGAUUUUGCAUGA